UCAAUUUGUGGUUAUAUUGUUACUAUUGAAACAAAAGUUCCAAGGGCUUAAUCAAAAAUUUUUCCAAGUUUGUCAACAAAUUUCAAGAAAUAACCACCAAUACGACGAAAAAACGAUUCUCGAUUUUUUAAAUUACUAUUACAAACUUCAUAAAAAACUGUGUAGCAUAACAAUUAUGGUUGAAAAAACGUACGCAACUGCAAAUUCAAUAAUUCUUAUGACUGCUAUACACUUCGUCAUUGAUACCCAUUUUAUCCAUUACACUAAAGAAAAAAUAUUUAUUUAUCAAGUAAAAUACCUGAGUAGUAUUUGCACUAAUAUUUUACAUAUUUUAACACUCACCUUAUUUUGCUGGAAAACAGCACAAGAGGCAAAUAAAUUGGCAGCUUUGCAAUCACAAUUUCCGAUUAAAUCCAAUUUGAUUGGUCUCAGGAUUCUGAAUUUUAUAUUGGAAGCCAAACACGAAAAAGUGGCCUUUCGUGUUAUAACUUAUUUGUCAUCGAUGAAUCGUUACUUUUCACUAUUACAGCCGCUAUUGCGACUUUCAGUAUCAUCAUUAUCCAAUUUGGGGCAACAAAUUUUUAUUCACUAUAGUUUCAAAGAAUUUAUUAGUCAGAAAAACCGUGUUAAUUUCGUGUCGACUUAAACAAUCUAGAAACAUUCACCUAAGUAAUGAGAUAAAAUCGUUACAAUUUAUUAAAUUGGCUAUUACACUUCUAAAAUCAAAGCUUACACUUGUUUCCUUUUCGCGUAAUAUUAAUAUAAGGCUGAACAAGAGGAUGCAUUUCGUGCGAGCUUUUAAACACUGUUAGGUCACAAACAACCGUUCCUUUAGUAGUAAUAGAGUAUUCCUUAUCGCCUGAUGCCAUUUUGCCAGCACCUCCCUCCGCCAUUGAAACCACGUGAACAGACAGCUUUUUACGAAAUUGGGCGUUUUCUUCUAACAAACUCUACAAAAUACAAUAUUUUUAGCAAAAUUGUAAUAAUAACAGAUGUAAAAACCUUAUAAAAAUCGAUAAUAUCCUCCUUAGUCAAGGUCCUCAAAUACGCGACUUCGACAUUCGCCCUAUCGAAAUGAUACUGCUGUGAGGUGAU
Molecule: messenger RNA, 1095 nt
Organism: Tribolium madens (black flour beetle)
Lineage: Eukaryota; Metazoa; Arthropoda; Insecta; Coleoptera; Tenebrionidae
Exons: 5
Coding region: 176-646 (156 amino acids)
Source: RefSeq, a predicted model, not a curated record